Messenger RNA from Colletotrichum gloeosporioides, 927 nucleotides. Its product is annotated as Oxidoreductase swnN. Lineage: Eukaryota; Fungi; Ascomycota; Sordariomycetes; Glomerellales; Glomerellaceae. Bases 1 to 927 code for a protein of 308 amino acids. The record is from RefSeq and is a predicted model, not a curated record. The transcript has 2 exons.
AUGGUCAAAGUAGCUAUUGCUGGUGGCUCAAGCAGCAUCGGCAAAGCUAUAUUCGAUGCCAUUGAGAAACUCGGAGCCGACGAUGCCAUAAUUUUGGGUCGGAAGGCAACCGGCGACUCCAAGGUAGUCGUUGUCGACUACACGAGCAUCCAAAGUCUCACAGAGGUUCUCGACACACAUAAGGUUCACACGGUUAUCUCGACCGUUUCCAUCGCUGAUGAUGCCAGUGGAAUGGCUCAAAUGAACCUCAUCGAGGCCGCUGUUGCGUGCCAACACACCAAACGGUUCAUGCCGAGCGAGUUUGGAGCCAAAUACGACGACGAGUUCAUCCGUGACAUCCCUACUUACGAGUGGAAAUUCAAGGCAGUUGACCGUCUGAAGGAGACCGAUCUUGAAUACACCCAAUUCUCGAACGGAAUGUUCAUGGACUACUGGCUCGCGCCACGCAUCGAGUCUGCGUUCCGACUCAAUCUCCCAUGCUGGGUCGACCUUGACAACCACGUUGCAGCCAUCCCUGGUGACGGGAACAACCCCAUUGUGUUGACUCACUCGCGCGAUAUCGGGUGCUUCGUCGCAGCAGUGCUGGGUCUACCUCGUUGGGAGCGCAGGUACUAUCUAGCAGGAGACAAGUUGACUGUCAACGGCUUCAUCGACGUCGCCGAAGAAACAAGCGGCGUGAAGUUUGAAAAGAAGUAUGAUGAGCUCGAUGUAUUGCGAGAGGGUAAUUGUACCCCGCUUCCGGCGUGGGAGAAAAAGAUUCCAUCUGCGUACAGAAGAACCGUCAUGCGGCAGGUCGCGCUUUCUGGAAAGAGAGUUGCGCAAGGUAAGAUGGAUUUGCCGACGGAGGGCCGGGUCAACACCCUCUUCCCAGAAAUGACAACUCUCACAGUUCGAGAGGCACUGCAAAUCUAUUAUGCACAGGAUUGA